GUGAACUUCAACUUCCUGGUCUGGUUCUUCCUUUUGGGUGCUACCAGCGUUUACGCAAGCACCUGUACUGUGGAACCACGGUCCAACUUUGACAGUCGUUUCGAUUCAAGCUUCGCAAAGCAAGCAAAGCAGCAGUGCCGCAGCGCCGGCGGGAACUCCAAGGGAGGCAACUCGGUGCGGCAAGUCUGCGAUUUCCGUGGCGAUCCGCCCAGAUCUCUUCAGCGGACGUCUCGUAUUCAAGUCUCCUCGAACGGCCGUAGCACCAAUGUGAAUGUGAGGUGGAACUGUAGGCGUUAA
This is a messenger RNA of Colletotrichum paranaense, 297 nucleotides long. RefSeq lists its product as uncharacterized. Lineage: Eukaryota; Fungi; Ascomycota; Sordariomycetes; Glomerellales; Glomerellaceae. The record is from RefSeq and is a predicted model, not a curated record. The transcript has a single exon. The annotation marks the transcript as partial.